Fomitopsis serialis is the source of this 1155-nucleotide messenger RNA. RefSeq names its product isoprenoid synthase domain-containing protein. NCBI's taxonomy places the organism in Eukaryota, Fungi, Basidiomycota, Agaricomycetes, Polyporales, Fomitopsidaceae. Bases 1 to 1155 code for a protein of 384 amino acids. The transcript is spliced from 4 exons. The record is from RefSeq and is a predicted model, not a curated record.
AUGGCUACCAUCCCAGAUUCCUUCAUCCUACCUGACCUCAUGUUCGUUUUACCGUUCAAACAUUCCUUCAAUCCCCACUACGAGCGUGCGGCUAAGGCAUCCUCGGCCUGGGUCAACAGCUAUUGGGUUGUACCCGAGCGCAAGCGCGCCUUCUUCCAGCAAGGAGGUAACGAACUCCUCAGUGCUCAUGCCUUCCCCUACGCCGGCUAUGAAGAGCUGCGCAUCGCGAUGGACAUGAUCAAUAUCUUGUUUGUCAUUGACGAAGUCAGCGAUGAUCAAAACGGAAAGGAUGCGGACAAGACUGGACACGCCUUUCUGGACGCCCUUCGUGACCCUGAUUGGCAAGAUGGGUCAGCUCUCGCUCAGAUGACAAAGCAGCUCCGCGAGAAGCUGGUUCAAUCGGACGUACCUGCAUGUUACGGUCGAUUGCUCAGGCACUGUGAAGACUACGUGAACGCGGUAACUGCCGAGGCGGGACUUCGCGAGCAUAACAAAGUCCUUGAUCCAGAGGCGUAUAUCAACGCUCGCAGAGAGAACAGCGCCGUUCGAGUUUGUUUCGGAUUGUUCGGGUUCAUCUUCGGUCUUGAUCUCCCUGACGAGAUCUUCGAACACCCUGUUAUGAUACGCCUACACCUCGCUGCGGUCGACAUGGUGUGGCUAUCGAAUGUGACAAGCAAUGGGGCACACGGGAACAAUGUCGUCACUGUCGUGAUGGAAUCCCAGCACUGCGACCUCCAAACCGCAGCAGAUCAUGUCGGCCUGCGUUUCAAACAGCUCGUGGACAGCUUUGAAGCCGAUAAGCUUCGCCUGCCGUCCUGGGGCCCUCAGAGGGAUGCAAUCGUCGCGAAGUUUGUGAUGGCCAUGGAGAGCUGGGUGGUAGGCAACUGCGAAUGGAGCUUUGACACGCCGCGUUACUUCGGUGUUCAGAGGGAGGAAGUGAGGCGCACCCGUGUAGUUGAAUAUAUCCCAGGCGUGGAGAGUAUGAUUGUUAAGGUUUUCCCUCCGACCCAAGCGCCGUUCCGGCGUAGCGUGCUUGUUCGUGAUUCCAUGCUCGUUGUGUUAACAUCGCUAUUCGGAGCCACGUCUUCUACGUUUAUGCUCAUAGAGACCGUCAGAAUUGCGUGGUGCCUAGUAUCCUUCUGCCGCAACAGGUAA